AUGCUAUCAAGAGUCCUGGAUUCGCAACCCAGAGUAAUCAAGUUUCCCAGGAAACAUCAGAGAAGCUCCUAUGGUAACGGGCUAAGGCGACAGAAGAGAGACUGGGUCAUCCCGCCCAUUAACGUACCUGAGAACUCCCGAGGACCCUUUCCUCAUAUGCUUGUCAGAAUUCGCUCAGACCAGGACAAAGAUGUUGGCAUCCGCUACAGCGUCACUGGCGCAGGUGCUGAUCAGCCCCCCAGUGGCAUUUACAACAUUGAGCCCGUCAGUGGCAACAUGUUUGUCACCCAACCCCUGGACAGAGAGGAGCGAGCCUCCUUCCAUCUGCGAGCCCAUGCCGUGGACAUGAAUGGCAAUCAGGUGGAGAAUCCAAUUGAUUUGUACAUCUACGUGAUUGACAUGAAUGAUAAUAGACCUGAGUUUAAGAAUCAAGUCUACAAUGGCUCUGUGGCUGAAGGAUCCAAACCAGGCUCUUCUGUUAUGCAAGUGACAGCCAGUGACUCAGAUGAUGCCACCACGGCUAAUGGCAUGGUUCGCUACCGCAUUCUCUCGCAGUCACCCCACAGCCCCAUCCCCAACAUGUUCACCAUCAACAGCGAGACUGGAGACAUUGUCACAGUUGCAGCUGGCCUGGACAGAGAGAAAGUCUCCCAGUACACCAUAAUUGUGCAGGCAACUGACAUGGAGGGAAACUUAAACUUUGGCUUAUCCAACACGGCCACAGCCCUGAUCUCAAUUACCGACAUCAAUGACAAUCCCCCAGAACUAACAGUCAGGACGUUUUCUGGAGAAGUGCCAGAAAACAAGGUGAAUGUGGUAGUUGCCAACCUGACAGUAGUGGACCGAGAUCAGCCCCACAGCCCAAACUGGAACGCGGUCUACCGUAUUGUAAGCGGAGACCCCUCAGGACAUUUCACUAUCCGCACAAACCCCAUCACGAAUGAAGGCAUGCUGACGGUAAUAAAGCCAGUAGACUUUGAGAUGAACCGAGCCUUCAUGCUGACCGUAGUGGUGUCCAAUCAAGCCCACUUGGCCAGUGGCAUCCAGUCAUCACUUCAGUCCACAGCUGGAGUCACCAUCUCAGUUCAGGAUGUGAACGAGCCUCCCGUCUUUCCUGUUAACCCCAAAAUGAUUCGAUUUGAGGAGGGUGUUCCGGCAGGGACAACCCUUACGGUCUUUUCCGCUCAGGACCCAGACCACUUCGUGCAUCAGAUUGUCAGGUACUCAAAGCUAUCAGAUCCCGCUAACUGGCUGAAAAUCAACCGGACCAAUGGGCAAAUAACUACAAUGGCACUACUUGACCGAGAGUCCAUGUACGUCAAAAACAACAUAUAUGAGGCCACAUUUCUGGCUUUCGACAAUGGUUCGCCUCAAGCCAGUGGGACAGGAACCCUGCAAAUCUACCUGAUUGAUGUUAACGACAACCCACCAGUGCUGAUACCCCAGGAGUCCCAAGUGUGUCAACGGCCACGCCCCAACUCGAGGAUAAAUAUUACAGCUUCGGACGCUGACUCUGACCCAAAUGUGGGGCCAUUCGGUUUUGACCUACCUUCCUCUCCUCCCAGUUUGCGCCACAAUUGGACUAUUACCAGACUCAGCGGUGACCAUGCUCAGUUGAGGUUAAGAAUUCCUUACCUGGAGGCCGGCGUGUACGAGGUUCCUAUUACCGUGUCUGACUCUGGGAACCCUCAACUCUCCAACCGCUCUCUGAUCAGGAUUAAAGUGUGUCCCUGUGACGACAACGGGGACUGCAGCACCACAGGGGCAGUCGCGGCUACUGGCCUUGGCACGGGGGCCAUCAUCGCCAUACUUAUCUGUAUAAUUGUUCUACUCAGCAUGGUUCUCUUGUUUGUUGUGUGGAUGAAGCGCAGAGAGAAGGAGAAGCAGGCAAAGCCGCUGCUGAUCGACCCUGAAGACGAUGUCAGAGACAAUAUCCUCAAAUAUGAUGAGGAAGGGGGAGGAGAGGAAGAUCAGGACUAUGACCUGAGUCAGCUCCAGCAGCCAGAGUCUCUGGACCACAUCAUCAAUAAGCCGACGGGAGUACGCAGAGUGGACGAGAGGCCUGUCAUCCCUGAGUCGCAAUAUCCAGUCAGACCCAGUCUCCCCCACCCUGGAGAUAUUGGAGAUUUCAUUCAUGACGGUCUUCGGGCAGCAGACAACGACCCAACAGCUCCCCCCUACGACUCCCUGCUGGUGUUUGACUACGAAGGAAAUGGUUCAACUGCCGGAUCAGUCAGCUCGCUCAACUCUACCAGCUCGGGGGAUCAGGAUUACGACUACCUCAACGACUGGGGCCCACGUUUCAAGAAGCUGGCUGACCUCUAUGGAGGAGGGGAAGAUGACUGA
Molecule: messenger RNA, 2346 nt
Organism: Nerophis lumbriciformis (worm pipefish)
Lineage: Eukaryota; Metazoa; Chordata; Actinopteri; Syngnathiformes; Syngnathidae
Source: RefSeq, a predicted model, not a curated record